Molecule: messenger RNA, 6028 nt
Organism: Asterias rubens (European starfish)
Lineage: Eukaryota; Metazoa; Echinodermata; Asteroidea; Forcipulatida; Asteriidae
Product: PDZ domain-containing protein 7-like
Exons: 18
Coding region: 418-4428 (1336 amino acids)
Cellular component (GO): plasma membrane; stereocilium tip; cilium
Molecular function (GO): protein binding
Source: RefSeq, a predicted model, not a curated record
CUUCAGUUUCGCUGUCACUCGACAAAUCACUGAAAUCUGGAACCGCAGACCACAUGGAUAUUAUUUAGAUGUUGCCCAACGCUUUAAGAUGGAAAUUUCAGUGGAUACAUGACAACUUUAAACUGAUAGAACUGAGGAUGUUAUUAGGGGAUGGAUCAAUAAGUUCCAGAGCGGAAAACAUUUUGCGAUAAAAAGAAAAUUACAGGCCUACUUUAUACGAAGAGGGAAUGUUGUAAAGCCACGAUCAACCUUGGACAUUACGUAAAUGUAGCUCAAUAUUGUCAUAUUAUUCGGCAACACAAUGGUUUACCUUGCUUGAAUUGAUGAGAGACACUCCCGACUUCAGGGGAAAAAUUAUGAUUCUGAGGAAGGGACUGUGAGCUACGGAGUAAGAGGGACGGAGAUAAAACCAGCAAGAUGGGACGAAGCUCGGACGACCACCAGCGUAACCUGCAACGUUUUCACCAUAAAUCCAAGAUCUUAUUGAACACAAGAGAGAGAGAUUACCUUCAUGAUGUCUUGAAACAGUAUCAUGCAAACCAGGACCUAAAGAAACUGAUAAAAUGCCUCCUGACCGUGUUAGACACUCCGGCCAAACUUGACCUUCUCGUCGAGGUCAGGGGGCUCCUUCCCAAGGUGCACCUUGCCCAGUUUGAUUGGCUGGCCCCUUAUGCCAAGAUGGCACAUCCUGUUAUUCUCAGUGGAGGGCAAAGCGGGGGUACCACCACCAACGGCAGUGUUAAACACAUGAGGAAGACCCGAAGCGAUGGGUCUGUCGUCAGAGGUACAAACGGUAUCCAUGCCAACCCAGCCACAGUUGUUCGCAUGGUAACCAUUGACAAAGACAGCGACACGUUGGGAUUCAGCAUCUACGGUGGCUCGGAGCAUGGCAAGGGAAUUUUCAUCAACUCCGUGGAGCGGGGCUCAGUUGAAGAAUCUCUUGGGCUUUGUGCAGGGGACCAGAUCCUAGAGGUCAACAACAUCAGUUUUGAUAACAUCACUAGAGGCAGUGCAUCAAUGGUGCUGCAGGGUAACAGUAGACUUCGCUUGAAAGUACAGCACUGGGGAAGAGUGCAUGGCAAUCGCAUGGCAAAAGAAAAAACAUCUUGGUAUGACACAGUGCAGCGGAUGAUCGUUGCUGGUGAGUUCAAUGAUGUGGAUCCUUCCCACGCUGCCAUGGGAGGAACGAGGCUGCUUAGCGGUGGAAACGAGAGACGGGUCAUCAUCACGCUGUCGUCCAAUCGUUGCAUCGGGUUAAACAUCAGAGGAGGAAUGGAAUAUGGUGUUGGGAUAUAUGUGUCAAAGGUUGACCAAGGGGGUUUAGCAGAGUCCCAUGGAAUCACCGUUGGGGAUCAAAUCAUCGAUGUCAAUGGAGUGACCACAGAGAAUGCCACACAUGCGCAGGCAGUGGAGCUAAUACGGAACCAGCGCUGCCUCAUCAUGACCAUCAGGAGUGUUAACCGGUAUCCGGCCUACAAGGAACUGUGCAAUGAUUAUGAGUGGCCAGUUAGGGAUACUCAUCCGAAACGUCGCCACAGUACUUCACCCACCUCAGGUACCAACCCCCUCAUUCACAGUGAACUCAUCGAUGCUAUCCCAUUGGAGGUCGCUGAGCAGUACACGCAGACGCAUGCACAUAACGAGAGCCGUGAUUGGCUCCCCAAUCAGUCAAUCACAAUGUCACCGACGCCCAUCCCGAAGUCGUCAAGGUCUUCGGUUGCAACGGAGACAGCAACACUCAUUCAGAAACACAUUGCGUCCACUGAGACUGGUACCUCCACUGAGCCUCCUGAGCAGACAGCCAGCCAAGCUCAGUCUAGUACCCAGGCUUCUUUGAAUCCUGCUUCACCGAAUACUGACAAGAGAAUCGGCCGUUCACACAGCAUGAAAUUCCCCGGUGAGAAAGCGCUGCCCUCGUUUGAGACGGACAUCAGUAAGAAGGAGAGCCAAAGAGUUCAGAGGAAUCGGACCUUUAGGGAAGUCCUCUUUGGGAUGAAGAUGAAGAGUAAAGAUAAGAAAGAUAAGGCAGACUCUAAGCAACGAGGAGACAAGAAAGCCACAGUCGAUCCAAAGCACAUGAAGAAGAGAUACCCGACCUCAGCCUCCUACGCAAGCCUCAGUAAGAAACCGCUGGUAGAGCAGACUGUAGAGCCAGUCAGCCGAUCAGAGCCAUCUAUGGCAGGAUGGGCUACACGCAAGGAUAACACAUCACUAGCAAGCUCAAAUCCAGGCAGCAUUGCACGGCGUCAACUACCAAAGCAGCCCCAGCCGAUCCCGGCACCUUACAUCCCUAAACAUCAACGACCUUCAGAUCCACGGUCUACCGCUCCAGGGACACAGCUACCGGCCGCGUUCCAGCACGGCGCAGGCACCCAACUCAUGUAUUCUGAAGCAACGUACGCCAGCGCGAUGAGCGUACUGGUUGAGAUGACCAAGAAGCUGUUGAAUGAUGACGAACAGAGUGCAGUCAUGAGACAUGUCAAGUGGUACCAUCAAGAGGGGCGGAUUGAGAACCUUGUGCCCCCCAUACUGGCCAUCUUGGACAAACCCGAGAAGAUUCUACUGCUGCGAGAGAUCCGAGGGGUGAUAGCGCCCUCGGACCUGGGUCGUUUUGACAGCAUGGUGUCCAGGAAGGAACUCCAAGCCUAUGAGAAUCUACAGUCUGGGCGCAAAGAUCCUUCUCAGCCGAUGCAUUCCAUGAGACGGAAUUCAAUCGGCAAACCAAAGAAGACCAUUCUUGAACCCAAGACAGACCUGGAGGGAAAGUUUUUUCUGCAAACUCCUGAGGAUAUCCAGCAGGACAAACGGCGACAACGAGAACUUGAAGCUCUUCGCUUGGAAAAUCUGAAGGAGGUCUUGGAGGAAAGCGAAACGGAAGAGGAUGGAGACAGUAAAUCUGCUCCAUCUGACAACAAUUCCUUGGACAACAGCGACAUCGUCAUGUCUCUCUUCGACAACCCCCCAAAGACCGACUUCACCAGUCCACAGUCCAAGUCACCUGAUUCAAAUCAGACUCUUAAGAUCUUGAAUGUACCUUCGUCACCAAAAGAGACGAAAGCCAAACGAGGUUUGUGGACCGACGCUGCCAACUCAAACUGGGAGGAUGAGAUUGUCUUUGCUGUUAAGGAAGUCACUGUUGAGAAGUCACCAGUCACCUUUGAAGGUCAUCAACAGGGUUCGUCAAGUGGUGUUGCGGGAGGUCCUAGUGAGAGGACGGGAAGGGAAUCUGGAUUUGGAUCGGGAGAUGAACUCGCAGAGAAGGUCUCUAGAAAGGCUUUAGACCCAGACGUGAUAUCGCAUAUGUAUUUGUCACAGCUAAGCAGCGGAGAUGAAGGAGGUGCUAAUUGGAUGCUGCCCAGUAUCGAAGACGACACUCUUGAUGACAACAUCUCAAUCAAAGAAUCAACGAAAGUUUACGACGAAGAGAUCUGCGGACUUGAUGACAGUGAUGACGAUGUGGAGCUCCCUCCUUUUGAUGGUGACAUCUCUUCAGGCAUCGAUGCUGCAGAUGGUGGGAUAAAGCCUAAUAAAAGUGGACUGUACAGCCUGGUUGGGACAAACAAUUAUCACCAGGACAUUGGCGUUCACUCGAAUGCUACCUCUCCUGCCUGGUCCUCCCCUAACACCUUCUCUCCGAUAAGUGCUACCAGUGACAUGUCCCUCCCACCAACCCCAAACUCCUUGAACGGUAUGACAUCUCCUGCAGUACCCAAAACCUCUCCCAACAGUGGCACUGACCCUUCUUCUGCUGAGCCAAUCUAUGCAAAGGUUGAUCUGACCAGAAAGAGAAGCAAAGAUUCAGUCAAGAACAGCUUGUCCGUGGAAGGCUCAUUCGACGGUUCAGAGGGAUCUGAGAGUGGCCGUCGAAGUCCUUUCAAAGUGACCUUCACCACUGAGUACAGAGGCUCGCCGGUGCCUGCGAAGAAGAGCAUUUUGAAGAACAGUUUUCGCCAAGACGAAUCCCCCAACGUGGCGAAGAGAAAGAUAAGCAGCGACUACAUGGAUAUAGAGGACAUCAACCUGGACGGACCAUCUGCAUCUAAGGAGAUUCACUCCAACGGGAAGCCUCCAUCCAAGGAUAAAUCCAACGGUAGCAAAAUGCUAGAACAUCUCAAUGCACAGAUGGAGACAAUGACGGUGUCACUGCCUAAAAACAGGCCAUCCCUAGGAAUCAGCAUCUCUGGAGGAAACGAUAGCAAAAAUCAACCCGAGGUUAGAAUUGAUCGCAUUUUUCCAGGGGGAGCAGCAUCAGAUGAUGGAACCCUCGAGGCAGGCAUUGAGGUUCUGUCCGUCGACGGUGAGUCACUACUCAGUGUGAGUCACCCUCAAGCCGUGGAUAUCAUCAGGAAAGCAUACCACAACAAGAACAAGGCCACCAUUGAGUUUGUCGUCAAGCAGUCAUUUGAAGAAGUAGACACUCAUCUGUAAGGUCAUCAUGAGGUCACAGGUCACCUUUGCAUUAACUCUGACCUUACCCCUCCUCCCCUUCCUCCUUCAAAUCUGUUAGAAUCCAACAGCAAGUGCAGGCCUGGGAUUUUGAAAGUUUUAAAGGAUAUUGCCAUUUUCAUUUUGCAAAGGGCACUUCCAUAGAAAAUCUUAGAGUCAAUGGAAACUUGUGAAGGGGCACCAAGGCCAAGACCAAGGGCAACGGAGGCCGUGGCCUCUGUGCCUGCAUGUGGUUGUCUCAUGUUGUGCUAGCUGAGCCAAUGGUUAUUGUUCAGAAAGCUGGCUCUGCUUAUCGCCAAAUUCUGCACUUGCGAUCACCAUUUAAUUCUUUACUUGCGGCGCUUAAUUUUUUUUGCGCUAGCUGUGUAAGCAAAGAAUCCCUAGUUACCACGAGUAUGCUGGCCCACAAGCAAAACUUCCCUGCUAACCUGUGAAAUAUGUUCAAGGAACUUCCUGCUUCCGUAAGCGCUGAUUUUUUUAGUAGACAGAAACAAUGACUGGAUCUUACAGGGUUCUCAUAACACUGUUGUUACCCAGCUUUAAAAACCUGAAAAUUCCUUACAAUAGAUUGUUUCUGGCUACUUUACCAACAGACCUUUAUCAUAGUGUGUGGCCAACAUGAAAUUGUCUCCCAUUCAAAUCAAUGUUUAUACCAAACCGAGGCUGAAAGGAGAAAUAGUCUGGUUCCUUUUUGUAUUUAAGGAACAUUAGCAUCAUUUACUUGUUAUAGGAUACUGGGUAUAAAUCAGUGCAUUACAAAACUGAAUUUGACUUUGGAGCCCCUCUUUAAUUUCCAUUGCUUGUUUGUUUGGCGAAAUUUGUGAAAAUAUAUCCGUGCCUUGGACCAAAUAGUACUUUUUAAAUCUUAUUUCGUAGACUCCUUUCAUAUGAUGUCACAAGAUCAAGUAGCGCCCUCACUGGGGUCAAAGGGAAAACUAUCAUUGGUUGGAAGUUGUGCGUUUCACGUACACUUUGCACAUUUCAGUUGAUUAUUGUGUGGCCGCCUAUGCAGCGACUAUAUUGAAAGCAAUAUCAUUUUAUUACCUUUUUUUAAAUUAAGUAUUAUCUUUUUAUGUAUACAAUAAUGCCAGAAUUGAGCAAAACAAUAUCAAUAGUACUGUUGUUUAUACUUGAACAACAAUUAAUAAUAAUGUGUGCCUUAUUGUUUUGCUGCUUUUAUUUAUAGCGAUAUUUCACAAAUUCUUGUUGUAAUGUUUUAUACUAUCAGUUUUUUUUAGGAGAUAGUUUUAAUCAUCCUUUUAGAGUCACAUUUUUUAACUUUUUAUUACAUAGUUUCUGAAAUUGUUACAUAUUUAGAACUGUUUGUAAAUAUAGUAAACGUUUGAAUUGUGUGUGAUGGUUUGAAUUUAAGAUAUGUACAGCAGGGUAAUAUGGGUAUCGUAUUUGGUUUUCUUUUUACUUCUUUUCCUUUUGGCAUUUUCAUUUAAAUGUUUGGUGAAAACAAACCCAUUCGGUGUUAAGAAUUGAUGCUAUGGACAAACAAUUUGUGUUCUCUUUUUUUUUAAAGGAAUAUUACAGAAUUGGUUUUGCUAGCAAAAAAGGUUGUUGGCAGUGUAAGCAC